Molecule: messenger RNA, 222 nt
Organism: Didymodactylos carnosus
Lineage: Eukaryota; Metazoa; Rotifera; Eurotatoria; Philodinida; Philodinidae
Source: the annotation of a GenBank genome assembly
AUGAGUACUAAGCAUUGUCCAUCGCCGGGUCGUGUAAAAUGUAGUGCAUGUCAGACAAAUGCAAUAGGCCGUUGUGAUGGAUGUGGACGACGUUUUAAUCUAAUGUGUUUUCAACAACAUGAUUGUACCGCUGCACGUACGCCUUACCGUACAACAGCUCGUUUAAAACCUGAAUGUCAAUUUUGUUCAAUGAUAGUACCCAUAAAGAAUGUUAAAAGUUAA